Messenger RNA from Nelumbo nucifera (sacred lotus), 1266 nucleotides. Its product is annotated as 21 kDa protein-like. NCBI's taxonomy places the organism in Eukaryota, Viridiplantae, Streptophyta, Magnoliopsida, Proteales, Nelumbonaceae. The record is from RefSeq and is a predicted model, not a curated record. Gene Ontology annotation, molecular function: enzyme inhibitor activity. Gene Ontology annotation, biological process: negative regulation of catalytic activity.
CUCGAAACUCCAAACCGAGAAGGAAUGGCAGCGACAACUCCUCUCCUCCGCCUUCUCUCCCCUCUGCUCGCGACAGCUUUUUUCCUCCUCCCAGGAAUCUCAGCCGUCGAUCCGACUGAUCCAAGCAGCAAUGCCACCGAUUUCAUCCGCUCAAGCUGCAGCACAACAUUAUAUCCUGACGUCUGCUACACCUCGCUCUCCCGCUACGGCAGCGCCGUCCAGCAGGACCCCGGCCAGCUGGCGCGCCUAGCCAUCGCCGUCAGCCUCUCCAACGCCCACCGCACGGCCACCUACCUGUCAAACCUCUCGCGCGAAGCCGAAACCGGCGCCGACCAGGGAGCCGCGGCCGUGCUGCAGGACUGCUUCACCACCUUCGGAGAUGCGGUCGACCAGAUGCGCCGUUCGAUCAACGAGAUGCGGCACAUCAACUCGCAGGAAACGUUCAAAUUCCAGAUGAACAACGUGCAGACGUGGAUGAGUGCCGCUCUGACCAACGAGGACACGUGUACGGAGGAAUUCGACGAUGUACCCGACGGGCCCACGAAAACCGACGUCUGCGAUCGCGUCGGCAACGUCAGGAAGUUCACGAGCAAUGCGCUUGCAUUGGUGAAUACGUACGUUAAUUCGGUAACAAAUGCGACGGGGAGUCCAUGAUUGACGGUUUCUGACCGUUUGAUUUUGUGAAGUAUAUACUAUAUAGGUAGGUUAUAUGCUACAGUUGCUAUGUAAGGCGAAGGCGAAAUCACAAAUAGAAGGAAGGAAUUAAAUUAUGGAUUGACGAGUAAAUUGUAUAUUUUUCUGGGUUGUUAUGUAAUUUUGUAAAGAACGAGCGUGCUUGUUUUCUUUUCUUUAUUCCGGUGACGGAAAUGAACACGGAAAGACGUCAGUUUCUCAAAUUUCAAGCGUGAUUGUGAUGACGUGAGUUGUUGAGUCGACUCGGCCGAGUUGGGAUUUGAGGAUUGCUGCAACACCACCAGUUGCAUUAACGGUAAACCAGUCCAGUGACACAGAGAUGCUUCAUCUGGCCGUUUAAAUGGUGGGUCCAUCCCUCUCUCUGCUCAAUUAGCUUGCCGACCCACCACCAGAAGCUUAACAAGAACAACUGUUUCAUGAUUUUCUUUUUUUAUUAAUAUAUUUCAAUAUUUGGCAUGACUCGCCGAGUUCACACUUCACAACAUAACAGCAAUGUUGAUGAUGGGGCCCAAUCAACAAUCACCAAGAUUUCUUGGUGGGUUGGUCUAAUUGGACGGCCGUGAUAUUAUUUUA